Oppia nitens is the source of this 1273-nucleotide messenger RNA. It is a transcript of the gene Trmt6, whose product is annotated as tRNA (adenine(58)-N(1))-methyltransferase non-catalytic subunit TRM6-like. The transcript is spliced from 3 exons. Gene Ontology annotation, biological process: tRNA methylation. Lineage: Eukaryota; Metazoa; Arthropoda; Arachnida; Sarcoptiformes; Oppiidae. The record is from RefSeq and is a predicted model, not a curated record. Bases 8 to 1273 code for a protein of 421 amino acids. Gene Ontology annotation, cellular component: tRNA (m1A) methyltransferase complex; nucleus.
ACACACAAUGGAUGACAAUUGUAAUGUCAUAUGUGUUGGCAAUUAUGUUAUCAUCAGAAGAACUUACGAGAAGGAGUCGUGUCGUCUGUUUAAAGCAGAAAUGGAUAAACCUGUCUAUUUAGGAAAACAGAAAAUCUUUUUGAAUUCAAUCUUUGGUCAAAAGUUUGGUUCAACAUUUGAGGUCAACAAAGACCGACACUUGGAGUUAGUGAAUGUCCAGAAAUUGCGUGAAAAAUCGGCUGUUUUGCCGCUCGUGUCCUCAGAAACGGACGAUAAAAAAGACAAUCGAUUUGUUUUAGACGACGGAAAGUCACAGAAAUUGUCGAGAGAUGACAUCGAAGUACUCAAAAGCAAUGCAUCGAGUGAUCAAAUCAUUGAAAAUCUUGUGAAAAACUGCUCCACUUUCGAGCAAAAGACCAGUUUUGCACAACAAAAGUAUUUGAAGAAAAAACAGAAAAAGUAUUCAAAUUUAAUGACAAUAUUGAGACCAAACGUCAGAUUAUUAACAGAAAUGUAUUUUUCUCGCGGACCACAAAAGAUCGAUUUUCUUCGAAUCGAUUCUCUGUCGCAAAUGCUUUCCAUAUGUAAUGUAAUGUCGGGUCGAAAAUAUAUAGUAUUGGACACUAAUUUGGGUAUUUUGACGGCCGCUAUCAUUGAACGACUCGGAUGUACCGGUUCUGUGGUUCAGAUUUACACAGAAGUAGGUCCCGUCUCUACUUAUAGACAGGCAGUGGAUGCUCUUAAUCUGCCCAAUGAUAUCAUUAAUAAUAUGUUAUUUGGACUUCAAAUCAACGAAAUUUAUAAUUUAUCACAAAAUUUAAAUUAUGAAAUCUCUUGCAGUACUGAUGUAUCAAACAAUAUAUUAAGUGAAACGACAAAAAUGAGUUCAGAAUCUGAUAUAUCUGUAUCAGAAAACAAUAGAAAUAUGCGAAGAGCUGUCAGAAGAAUUGAGGCACAAAAAGCUAUCGAAAUAUUGAGACCUAAAGACAUGGACGGACUCUUAUAUUUAAGCAAAACUUAUGAUCCGUUAAAUAUUUUGCUUAUUUUGAUUGACUUGUUGUCCGAUUCGCGUCCGUUCGCUGUUUUCAGUGCUUAUGUCGAGCCAUUAGCUCAUUGUUAUUCAGCUCUUAAAAAGAAAGCCGUAUUUUUGAAGAUAACAGAGACGUGGCUCAGGAACUAUCAGGUUUUGCCCGAUAGGACACGUCCUCACAUGACUAUGAGUGCCAAUAGUGGCUAUUUGUUAACUGGUAUUAAAGUGGAUAAUAAUUCAUAA